Molecule: messenger RNA, 3211 nt
Organism: Acipenser ruthenus (sterlet)
Lineage: Eukaryota; Metazoa; Chordata; Actinopteri; Acipenseriformes; Acipenseridae
Product: death domain-associated protein 6
Exons: 11
Coding region: 114-2606 (830 amino acids)
Molecular function (GO): histone binding
Source: RefSeq, a predicted model, not a curated record
AGACGGCUUUGCUGGGGCUCUUCCAAUCAGAGCGGAGCUUACAGCGGACUGAAAGAGAGCGAGAGAAAACACAGGCAGGAGCGGUGGUUUGAAGAGUGGCGCCCUCUGUUGGAAUGGCCACUAUGAACAGCAUCAUCAUUCUCGAUGAUGAUGAAGAUGAAGUGCCCAGCUCCUCCACCAGUCACACGCCCCCUCCCAGAGAUCCCACCAAUUACACGCCACAGCAGUCGCACACCCCUCCGUUUCCCACCAAUCACACGACAAAGCCAACGCCGGAUCCUCCCACCUCUUCCAAUCACAAGCCUGAUCCGUCGACCACCCCUUCCUCCUCCACGAAUCGGAGCUCUUCUGGUCUGCUGGUGAACAAGGCCCUGUUUGAUGAGUUUGUGCAGUUCUGCUCCAGCCUCACGCCUGACCACCCCGAGGUGAUCUCGUACCUGUGUUCGAAGCACAGCCAGGCCAGCGAGCAGUACCUGGGCUCUGCGGAGUUCCGUAACUCGCUGGGGCGCUGCCUGACCCACGUGCAGAGCCGGAGGAGCAAGGUGUACGUGUUCAUCAACGAGCUGUGCACCGCGCUGCGUGCAAACUCAAACAAGCGCAAGCUGCAGCUGAGCCACGCCGGCAUGGAGACAUGUGAGCCCGCGGGACCGGCACAGGGCACAGAGGAGCAGCCAGAGCGGCAGCAGCAGCAGCAGGAGAGGGAGGAGGAGAGAGGCAAAACUGCCAAGGCAUCCAAGAGACAGAUUCGGUACCUGGAGAGCCUAUUGAAGGUGUACUCUGAUGAGAUCCAGAAGCUGCAGGAGAAGGAGCUGGGAUUGGAGGAUCUGGAGGACGAGGACUCUGGCUACAUCCAGGAGCACCGGCUGAAGCGCAAGAUGAUGAAGAUCUAUGAGAAGCUGUGUGAGCUGAAGGGCUGCUCCUCUCAGACGGGCCGGGUGAUUGAGCAGAGAAUCCAGUACAGCGGAACACGCUACCCAGAGAUCAACAAGAGGGUGGAGCGCUUCAUCAAUAACCCGCAGAACGACACCUUCCCGGACUACACGGAUAUCCUGCGCGUGAUGACGAGAGCCAAUGAGAAGCAUCAGCUGGGGCUCGGCAGGAAGCAGCUGCAGAGUCUGGCCCAGGACGCCUUCCGGGACGUGGGGAACAGACUGCAGGAGCGCCGGCACCUCGACCUGGUCUACAACUUUGGGAGCCACCUGACCGACCAGUACAGCAGCCGGGCAGACCCCGCCCUCUCAGACCCCGCCCUCUCGAAGAAGCUGCAUUCCAAUAGGACGCUGGCACUGACCAGCAUAGACCAGGUCAUCACGAAAUACGCGGCGCUUCAGGACGAGAUGGAGGAGCAGGAGAGGAAGAGGAGGAUCGAGAGAGAGAAAGAGAAGAAGGAGAAGGAGGGAGACGUAGACGGAGAGGAAGAGGGAGAGGGGACCAGCAGGGCACAGGACGAAACACCGUCGAUGAGUAAAGAAGAGAGAGGAGAGGGGGAUGAGGAUGAGGAGGAGGAGGAAGAAGAGGAGGAGGAGGAGGACGACGAAGAGGAAGAGUUCUCCUCAGACCCUGAUAUUGAGGAGGAGCUGGAGAGGAGUCGGGCAGCGGAGGGAGAGGGGGCCGAUGAAGAGAAGGCCGAGGGGAUUGACCAGGACCGGCUCACGGCCAAAGAGGGCGGGAUUUCCUGUUCCGAGGAGGAAGGAGAGAACAACGGGGAGGAAGUGGGAGAGGACAGCCAAUCGGAGAAGAGCCGGGACGAGGACAGGACAUCGGAGACACACAAAACUACAAGUGACACGCAAACACUAAUAGGGAAGGCAGCUGCCACGGGAAGCCCCUCCCCUCCAGCCAGUCCCAGCCAAUCGGGCACUCAGGAGGUCAAACAGGAAGUGGGCGACUCCCCUAGUGAUGACAUCAUGGAGGUGGAACAGAAAACUGCCAAUCGGAACUCUCCUCUAUCUCUCUGCUCGGUCAAUGAGUCCCCACCCCUGUCUUCCUCAGGAUCAGCCAUUCAGAGCACAGGGCUGUCUCCCAAAGCCAAUGAGAAGUCUCUGUGUGGGUCGCUGCUGUCCUGUCAGGGAGACUCGCGGUCCUCUCUCUCCUCCAGAGCAGACUCUCCCGUCCUCCCCGACGUUUUAAUCUCCAGUAACCUUGACAACGCACCCCGGUCCCCCUCCCCUCCCCUGUCAGCCAAUCUCGGCUCUCCCCUGCUUGUCUGCUCCCAGGCGUCCAAUCACAGCUCCUCGGGGGAGGGACACACAGACACCACAGCCAAUCACGGCUCCAGCAGGAGUGUGAAGAGGAAGCGGGGUUCCUCACCGCCCAAUAGGAAACAAGGGAUGAAUGGGAGAUCAAGGGACACCAAGAAGGCGCCAGUGGACAGUGGUGAUGACGAGAUCCCUCUUGAUAUGGGGGUGUGUUCCAGCAGUCCCCCUGACUCUCACUGCACAGUCUUCCCAGUAGCAGACUCCACCAGAGCAGACUCUCCGCUGUCACAACUGGUCAGCAGCUCACAGCCCAGUUCCAGCAAGUGUAAUCCCAGUAAGAGGAAGAAGGUGACCGUAGCUACACAGUGCGACCCAGAGGAAGUGAUUGUUCUGUCCGAUUCCGAUUGACCUCCGGAUGACCCCCAGGUGACCCCCCUGAAAAACUCCACCCACCCAAACAAUAUGAAGGCUGAGUGACAGUCCUAAAGCCUGGGGAUGGGGGCUGUCGAAUAUUCAAUGAUCCAUACAGAGAACUAAGAUUUACAAACACUGUGCUCUAGUCUAGCUGCUAUAGUUAGCUAUCCCCAAAUACUGUGUUCUAGUCUAGCUGCUAUAGUUGGCAGGCUUAGUAUAGUUACUUUGGGAUUGCUAACUACAGCAGCUACACUAGAGCACAGUGUUUAAUUGCUAACUACAGCAGCUAGACUAGAGCACAGUAUUGUGAAUUGGACUGGUAAAUUUCAACACAGGUUUGAGAAACAACAUUUUUGUAAUGGACUUGGGUUUAGUAUUUAUCAAACACACUGCCUGAUAUUUUUGUAAAUUUAAAAAGAUGGGAGAUUUAAAUACAUUUAAGAUUAAUGAAAACGCCAAGUUUCUUUUGGUGGGAUAUUUCUGUUUUGUGAGCUACUUGUAAUAAAAAUGGAAUUCAUGUUUUCUUAUAAAGGUAGCUUCUUUUUCUAUAAAGCACAAUAUCUGGCAUUUUUAUUAAAAAAAAAAAAAAAAAAAUGAAA